Molecule: messenger RNA, 763 nt
Organism: Mytilus californianus (California mussel)
Lineage: Eukaryota; Metazoa; Mollusca; Bivalvia; Mytilida; Mytilidae
Exons: 2
Coding region: 434-763 (109 amino acids)
Source: RefSeq, a predicted model, not a curated record
GUGCGGUGCUCCUAUGAAAUGGAGGAGUCAAAUACAUAAGACAUAAGAAGGAGACGCUGUUCUUCAAAGCGCCUUUGUAAUCGGCAUAGUUGAAAACGCCUUGAUGACGCUUCUUGGCUUUCUUCUUCCACGUGGUCUCGGGUCUUUACGAUAUUCUCUAGAUUGUUCAUACAUUUAAAUGUCAGAACAUGGACGCCGUUCUGUCGGUUUUGGUUGCCGUUUAUUCGGCUGGAAACUUUAAGAAAGACUUGGUAACAAAAGUGUUGUGCAGAUUUUCGAAGAAGGAAAUAUUUGAAGACAUAUGUGAGGACGGUAUAGCCGAUUUAAAAUUGACGGAAGAGGAGGAGGAUGCUCUUGACAAAAACACAUCCGUGUAUCCAUUUCUGAAAAAAGUGGUUCUACAGAAAUAUUUAGUCCACACUACGGUGAUGACAUGAACCUGGCACUAGACUUUAAUAAAGACUUUAAGUUUUUGAAAUUUUGCAUUGACAUUGAUGGGACCUCUACAGAAAAAGAAGCCUACUCCUCAAAUAUUGUCAAUACCUUUGACAAAAUGAUGGGAGCUGUCAACAAACUUCCUAAGCGAAAAGAAGAAGCUAUUAACAAGUUUACAGGUGAUGCUCUUGAAGGCGUGGUGAAUGUGCGCCUACAGAUAGACUGUAAUACACAUGUGGAAUUUCCGUAUUAUGCCUCUACCCUGGCACAGCCCGAUAUCUGUGCCUUCUGUGCAGCUGUGGGGUCAACAAAUUCAAGAUGCCAUUAA